AUUAGAGGUCAAAACAUUUAUAUGAAUUUUAUCUAAGUGUUUUUAUUACAUCAAAAAACAAAUACCUUUAUACCUCAUAUCAUUUCACUGGGAUAUUCGUGUAGAUAUUCCAUAAGAGUUGUAAUCUUUAAAGUGUACAUUCACCAGUUCCAUUUGAAAUUCCGUGCGAUGUCAAUAGAUAUUCAAAUAACACCCAUUAGUCCACCACUGGAUGUGGGGACAAGAAUCCAUUGGGACAUAGCAACACAAAGUGCAAUCUUUGUAGAUAUCCCUAAUUCCGAUGUGUAUAAAUACGAUGAAAAUACAGGAAAAGUAACCAAAGCAAAAGUUGGAAACGAACCUUUAGCGUUUAUGUUUCCUGUAGAAGGAACGAACAACAAAUUCAUAGCAGGAUUAGGGAGGAAAUUAGUAUUUGUUGACUGGGAUGGCAAAAGUUCACAAGUUUCGAAAGUGGAAACGAUAGUAGAAGUAGAAAAAGAAGAGGAGCUGAAAGGCAAUAGACUGAACGGGGCCAAAGUGGAUCCUUGGGGAAGACUUUGGGCAGGUACAAUGGGUGCAACUAAUUCAGAUGGCAGCACUGUACGUGGAAGAGGAGCACUUUACAGUUUAGAGAAAGGGAAAUUGAAAAAACACCUUGGCGGCAUUGGAAUUUCCAACGGUUUAGCAUGGGACACGCAAAAAAUGAAAAUGUAUUAUAUCGAUACUUUAGAACCGUGUGUCACCCAAUUCGAUAUUUCCAAUUCAGGAUCACUCAGUAACAAAAAAGAAGUGUUCAGCUUUAAAGCCAAUAACAUAGGUGGAUUGCCAGAUGGUUUAACCAUUGAUUCAGAUGGAAAUUUGUGGGUUACUGCAAUAUACGGUUCCGAUUUAAUCAAGUUCAAUCCGGAAAAUGGAUCUGUAUUGAAAAAAAUUGUGUUACCUACUCCACAAGUGACUUCAGUUUCAUUUGGAGGAAAGAAAAUUGAUAAACUGUUUGUAACAACAGCUAGGAUUCCAGUUGAUGGAAAAAUUCCACCAGACCCUGCAGGCACAACUUAUAGCAUUGAUUUAAAUGAUGAAAUUCAACAUACUAUUGGCUAUUCUGGAGAUAGAUACAUAAUAUCAUGAUCUUUAAUAUGUUUACCUAUAUAUCAUAAAAUUAUAUUAAUAUAAUGGGUUUUUCUUAAAAUCAAGUAGGCCAUUUAAUAGGAGUUGGUGAGCCGACUGCAAAUUUCGAGCGUUAUCUUACACCGAAAUGUUAUACAGGGUGUUUGGUAAUAUGUGGG
Phaedon cochleariae (mustard beetle) is the source of this 1265-nucleotide messenger RNA. NCBI's taxonomy places the organism in Eukaryota, Metazoa, Arthropoda, Insecta, Coleoptera, Chrysomelidae. The record is from the annotation of a GenBank genome assembly.